AACACCUCCAUCUCCGCCACCUUCACCCAAUCUAUAUAUACUCUUCGUCGCGGAAAGCUUGCGCGAACGCUUUGCGCUUUAUACACCAUGGCUAACUAUCUCGCAUCCAUCUUCGGCACCGAGCAAGACAAGGUCAACUGCAGUUUCUACUACAAGAUUGGCGCUUGCAGGCACGGUGACCGCUGUUCCCGCAAGCAUGUCAAGCCCUCAUACUCCCAAACCAUCCUCAUGCCGAACCUCUACCAGAAUCCCGCCUAUGAUCCCAAGAACAAGAUGAAUCCAAGUCAGAUGCAGAACCACUUCGACGCGUUCUACGAGGACAUCUGGUGCGAGAUGAUCGAGAAGUAUGGCUUAGUUGAGGAAGUUGUCGUCUGCGAUAACAACAACGAUCACCUCAUCGGCAACGUCUACGUGCGUUUCAAAUACGAAGAAGACGCGCAGAAAGCUUGCGACGGACUCAACUCACGCUGGUACGCCGGCCGUCCUAUCUACUGCGAACUCUCCCCCGUCACCGACUUCCGCGAGGCGUGUUGCCGUCUCAAUUCUGGUGAAGGCUGCGUACGUGGCGGGUUCUGUAACUUCAUUCAUCGCAAGGAGGCGACGCCGCAGUUGGAGCGCGAGCUCGAUAUGGGCACCCGCAAGUGGCUGCAAGACCGUGGACGUGAUCCCAGAAGCAUGUCCAAGAGCCCGACGCCACCGCCUGCUGGUGCUACCCGGAGGUAUUAGUAUCGAUAUGAAUUCCCUGAUCGCUUGCGGAACGUGUGCUCACGCCAACAUUAGGAAUGACGGGGAUAAGUCUGAGAUUAGCGAGACAAUCGUGGAGUCCAUUGAGGUGGAUCCUGAUGAGGGUGAGACGGAGGCCGACUUCUGAAUCCUGGGCUAGGUUUUUGAUAACACUACCACUACCAUUUCAUCAUGUACAUGGCCAGCGGCGGCGCUUCGGUGUUGGUUUUUGUGAAUGAACGGAACACUCAGCUUUUGUGGUGGAUACCAAAAUGGAAUGGCAAUGUCUGUCUCUCUGGUGCAUCGCGCACAGAAUAUGGCAUUUGCAUCAUGUAUACUAAAUCGGAUCAGAUACCUAAGUAUCUUGGUGUGCUAGGACCAAUAUAGCAACACCCUC
This is a messenger RNA of Lindgomyces ingoldianus, 1120 nucleotides long. RefSeq names its product RNA-binding domain-containing protein. Lineage: Eukaryota; Fungi; Ascomycota; Dothideomycetes; Pleosporales; Lindgomycetaceae. Gene Ontology annotation, cellular component: spliceosomal complex; U2AF complex. Gene Ontology annotation, biological process: mRNA splicing, via spliceosome. The transcript has 3 exons. The coding region runs from base 88 to 726 and encodes 212 amino acids. Gene Ontology annotation, molecular function: pre-mRNA 3'-splice site binding; metal ion binding. The record is from RefSeq and is a predicted model, not a curated record.